GGGCCGAGGUUCCAAUAAUAUGCGCAGACGCCCCUGCCAGCGGCAGCGCGGCUCACGCUGUUCAGUGGUGGUAAGAGGGAUACGGAGGUUGCAGUAACAUCGCGGUACUGGGCUGGUGCUACACCGAUCGAAUUGGCGAAUUUUGUUUGAAAGGGUUUUUGUUGCCUUGCAGAGCUUCAGAGGAUCUCGAGUUCAGUGUCAGUACAAACUUUUGACGAUACGAUUAAAGAUGUCUGCUUCACCUGUUGCCCGCCAGGCUGUUACUAGUCAGGCCAAGCCUCAAAGUAUUCCUCGACGAGUGACCAUUAACUCACCGGCGGAAUUGCCCAACGAUUACUGCACAACUCCAGGGGGAACUCUCUUCUCAACGACUCCUGGAGGGACCUGUGCUGGAUCUUCUCCAUUUCCCGGCUGUUUGGAGUGUGGCCUCUCCGGAAUGGCAAAGCUGCAGAUACUAAAGGGUCUCGUAGCAAAGAUUCCAAGGAGCUGAACAAACCCGGGGUUUUUCAUCAGGAAAUGAGCUGGUUGUCGUGGCCUCCAUACAUCUGUUUUCUCACGACGCUCUUCUUCACCUGUUCGAUUGGAUAUCAAACCGCCAACACUGUCUUCCUUUUCAUGAAGUCGAAUAUCAGCGUAUCGGAGAGGCUGAUCAGUCUCCCAUGGGCCGGAUGCAUGGUAGUGCCUUGGGCCUGCAAUAUCAUGGUACUGGUGAAAGGAGGGGAAGUAGCAGCACUGAUUUGGUCGUGGCGAUGCAUAGAGGAAAAGAUCUGACAGAUCCAUUACGUGCCAUCCAACUGUUCGGAUCAGCGUAGCUUUGCUCAUUUUCUACUGCAUCAUGGGAAUCAUGUCGUUCGGUUUCCUCGUGCAUCAGUUCCUUAAUAGCGCCGACAGUAGCGUUUACUAUGGAAACUUAGUUCCUCAACCGUGGUCGUGGAUUCUGCACGUGAUCCAGCACUUCGGUAUACUAAUAACAUGGUCAGGAUAUCUCAUCUGCGAGGCGUUUAUAAUGUUGAUUAACUACCAUAUAUCCGAGUACUACAAGUCCAUCGACAGAAACAUUGGAAAAGUGCUGAAAACUUGGGUUUCUGUUGCAAAGGAGGAACACUUAGGGAAGACCUUCCACCACUUGGAGAUGUCAAAGGAAAGUAGCCCGUUGGUCAGUCGAAAGUCUAUAAGACCCUAUGGAAACGAAGCACCGGAAGACUGUGGUUUCCAGGACGUGAAAUUCAAGCCGGCAAUGGUGAACCUUAUUACCAUGAGAGUAUCGUCUCUGGGACAUUCUUAUGAAAGCGUAGAAAGUCAUAGCAGAGAAGAAUUCGCUCGGCUUUGGGAUAUGUUUGAGGAAAUCGAAAAUUUGGUAGACGAAUUCAACAGGUUGUUCAGCUUGAUCGUACUCUUGACAUUUUCUUCGUACUUGCUGAUGGUUUGCGGUCUUCUCGUUCCUGUUAUGAAAUCGAAACCAGGUGAUUCAUUUCCUUGGGGAUACUUUGGUAAUGCCAUUUUCUACAUAGUCCGAAUUCCUGUUUUGGUUCUGUGUCCAUCCCGUGUUCAUGAAUUCAGUGCAAGUCUUCAAGAAACGAUAGCGAAGCAGAACACACGACUCGCUUUGCACGGGAAAAGCUGCCGUAUGCUGGAAGCUGUGAUGGCCAGGGGAGGUGUCACGAUGGAACACGGAAUCACGGCUUGGGGAUUCUUCACCGUCAAACGGGAGACUUUGCUCACAUUCUUGUCUCUCAUCGCCUCUUACGUCGUCAUUAUGUUGCAGUCUUAAGAUUUUCCCCAGAAUAAUAUUUUUUUUCCUUUCGUUCUUAGAUUGUAUUUUGUCACUAAUCAUGAUUAUUGUCUCGCAAUGGGUAAAUUUGUAUGAUGAGAAUCAAUCUGCUACAGGUUAUGUCAGACAAUUUUAUGCUGAUGUUCGUUAUUUUUUAUGAAUUUGUUAUUAUCCUCGUAUUGCUGUCUCAAAACCUUUAUUAUGAUAAAUAAUCUAGAGAAGUGCAUAAUUCAUAAUUUCUAUUCCUUAAGGUAUAGCUUACAUAUUGCAGUCUUUAAAUUUUACUACGAGAAUUACUGUGUCGCAGUGUUUGUCUGAUUUUUUUAUAUGCAAAACCAAUAGACUUAUCAGUGCAGUAAUGGAUAUAAUUUGGUUAUACUGGAGAAUGAAAAGAACUUAUUAGAUAGGUGGACAUUCCUAUUUUGAGCCAAAAACUGCUUCGGUUUUCAUAAUUAGUGUAAAAUCAGAAUUCCGUACAUGGAAAGUGCUUUCUUUUGUCUUUUGAUAAAAGGUACCAGUAAAUUGACAUCUGCUAAUGCAUUAUUAUUAUCCUGUCGGUUUCUACGUUAAUUUUUUUAUAUUACUGACAGCUUGCAUGCAUGCACAGACAGGACAUUUUAAUAUUUGAAAUAUAUGUUAAUUUUUUCAUGUAAUUUCAGCUCGCUAUUCUGAACUUUUGCUUUCUGCGUUGACUGAAUCAGCAAGUUCUAAUAAUCUUAGGAAAAUAAGCACAUGAAUUCGCUUGAUGAAAAAACCCGACCCCCUGUUCUUGUAUGAUAAGCUUGACAUGUUGAAAACACACUAAAGAUCCACAAGGCACAGUAAUCAUCAAAAGCUAAGGGAUUUUAAGUGUAUUUUCAACAAUAAAUCAAAAUUUAAACACACAAGACGAAGUGAUAAGCGCAUAUGACACCUGUAAGUUGUUUAAAACUUUCGGAUGAAAUUUCUUAUUAAAACAAAAAUAAAUCUGUGGAAACUUAGACAGACAUAUUGUUAUUACGAUUAUUACCGAGUAUCUUGUUAAAUAUUUCAAUGUGAAGCCAUUCUACCGAAUACUCGGUUCUUUUGUUCAUGUUAGUAUAUUAUUCUGGUGCUCCUCGUGUCUGUAAGUAAUAUUGAAUAAUAAAAGGUACAAUCACGUUCCUAAAAAGUUCAGGAUAAAAUCAGACCCUUGUCUUGUGUUGUGUGUAAAUCUUGAAACUUCACUUGAAAUCCCUUAUGAUGAUUACUGUGCCCUAUGGAUUUUUAGUGUGUUUACAAUAUAUCAAGGUUAUAGUACAAGAAAAGGGGUCUGAUUUUGUCAUCAAGAAAAUUCAUGUGCUUAUUUUCACAAGUUGAUGAUAAAUUGCUGAUUCAGUCAAAGCGGAAAGCAAAAGUUCAGAAUAAUGAGCUGAAAAUUACAAGGAGAAAAAAUUUACAAAUAUAUUUGAUUUCUCAAUGUAAAUUGUAAAAAAAUUACUAGACAGAACAAAAAAUAGAAUUAAAUAAAAAUCCCCAUUCCCAACUGAUCCGAGAGUGCUUUCGUUUAAUGUUCAAGGAUGUGAUAACAAUGUCUCCCGUUACUCAAGUGCGGUAAACUACUUAAGGUAACCUGUUCUAGUUAAAUUAUUUUUUGGUAGAACUAUCAUAUAAAUUUUGUUUGUGUGUAAUUACCGAACGAAUAAAAUCUGUUUUGAUAUUUCCACUAAAAUAGGCUGUUUAAAUUAUGGUUAACACCAGCAGAACCUGGAGAAAUUUACAUUAGCCUAGUACCUACGGCAAAACGCCGCGUGGAUUGUCCAACUUACCGAAUAUCACAGUUGGCCACCCUCCGAAAAAGGACUUUUAACGCGUCCUGACACAUGAGAUGGUCAUCAGUCACGAGUUGUUGUUGGUGAGAGACAGCUAAAGACCUCUACUCUCCUUUCGAAGUAAGUAUUUUCGCCAAAGUUAGAAAUUAAGGCCAACGCAGGCCCACAACACCAAAACACUUUCGAAAUUUUUACUAACGAUUAAAAAACUUAAGAAGAAUGAUGACAUCUCGAUGUUUGUGAAGUCGUUUGUGUCAACAAAAUUCCCAUUUCCUGUGCUAAAUCCACACACGACUUGUACCCAUAGACGCUGGGGCACUUUCAUCACAACAAUCGUAAAUCAGUCCCUUGCCACGACGUUUUUAAGGAGACUACAGAUUUGGUAGAAGACGACGACGAAGCGUGCACUAGAUAAUUAUUUAAAUAAAUAGUAAAGAUCAAUAUUUUACAUAUUUAUGAUGAUUAAUUUGAAAAUAUUCGUUUUUUGAAAAGUAACUCUAUUCCUGACUCAAAUUUAAGUAAUUAUUUUUCGGAAUUAGAACGUUUUUUUAAGUCCUGUAUUAUGACGUCACAUCUUGACUUUCGUACCAAUUGUAAAUGAAUUGCUAUACUCAACUUUCUUGCAGAACAGUUUACCAGUUAUUCAUGUAGAUUGUUAUCAGCUAUUCAUGUAAUUGUUAUAAUCGUAAUGCGCAUAUAUAUCUUUAUUAUUUACCUUUUGGAUAUAUGAAGAUGUUUUACUGCCGGAUUACCGCCUUAGUGUGACGCAAUCGCUUUCGCUCCCUGGGCCUCUUGUCUGUUUUCGCACCAUAAGAAAUUUAUGGGGCCGAAUUUGCAAUGACCAGAAAGUCGUUAAAAGAGGAAAGUUAGCAUUGAGGAGCAUAUGUUUUCAUUGAGAAAAAUACAAAUUUAUAGAAUAGCUAGCUUGUAAAAAAUAUUUGAUUACAAAAACUUGAUUGACAUCUAAGUAGCAUGCCUACUAUGGGUUUCAGAGACAUUGCAAGCACGUUUUUUGACAAUAUUUCUGUAACGAACACUCAUAUCUGAACAAGAUUUUGCUAUAGUGUAUUACACCCAGUGCCGUAAUUUAUAAGGGUAUCGUGAAUCACUAAUCAUAAAGAAUAAUGACACUUGUCCUUGUACUAAGAGACAAAAACUCCAUUAUCCAGAAAUGGAUACGAACACAGCAGUAAAAAGAUCCACCUAACCUCUCCCCCCCCCCCCCCCCCCCCCCCAACUCCACCACCAACCUCUGUCGUCCUUCCUUCCUUCACCUUCCCUUCUCUCUCUCUCUCUCUCUGAAAGUUGCUUUUGUUUAAUUUUAUUUUCCAUGAUUUUUCCAUCUAUCUAUCUAAUAAUAGUUUACAUUGGUGGAUAUAUCUAACGAUUGAGUGAUAUAUUUAUACACUGUUGCCAAUUGGUAUGUGUUCACCAUCCAAACUGGGUAUAAGACUUACACAAAACGUGGAAAUUAGUGAAAUUAGCCUACGUAUUGGAAGUAAAUAUACAUCAAUAUUAAAGCAAUUUUAUCAUUAUUGCAUUACUAUGACAACUAGAAUUCAUGGAAACAGUUUAUAACAAUGCAUCGGCGUAUGUGUGAAGCUCCACUAAUGUGGCAACGAUAAUUUUGCCAUUCUUAGCAUGCACACAUUACAGGUUACAUUUAUUUAUGGCAUACAGUUAUUAAAAAAAAUCAAAAUACUAAUAUAGACUUAAAUCAAUGAAGAGUGCUAGUAAAGAAAAAAAAAUUAUAAUCCACUGAUCCGUCGUCUGCUCCGCGAUGGUUUUCGGGAGCCAGAUGUACGACAAGGUUAGAAACAUUGUAUCUACUUUAGAAAUAUCUGUAAUUUUUCGGGGUAAUUUGGUUGCAAAAAAGGGAUAAUAGACAUGAAUUAAAUAACCAUUUUGAAGUAACAAAGUAAAGUUAAACUAAAUAAUGAGUAAAGUAAACAAUUAUGGGAAUAAAGCUUUGCACCUCAUAAACAGUGUCGUCGUCUGCUGCUCGUAACUGUGUUUGUGGAGUGAGUGCUUAGGAACCAGGAACAGCAACAUGGUUCAAGUGCAAUUUGGAGGGGAUUAAGACCAAUAAUGUGUAUAAUUACAAUCAAAUAAGCACUGUGGAGUUUCAGUUGUGAUGGCAGUAAGGAUAAAACCACCGAUUACAAGGUACAAAUGAAUCAGUUCAAACCAUGACCCCGGGAAUAAUAUAGGCAACAAAAUGUUGUUUUAUUUUGGUGAUUACAACUGCAAUCUUGAGUAAGAUCAAUAAACGUUACAUAUAUAUGCUAACAUUGUUCAAAUGAGUGCAGGGAAAGAUGGUGAAUUGUCCGUGGUUAGACCGGCCAGCCUGAUGAUAGCCACCAGAUUGGAUUUCAAAAUUGCCUUGAAAACAUAUUUUACGAAGAGCAUUACAUGCUUAUUUUAGUUUUUAUGGUGCUUUCAUAUAUCACAUUAUGUUGACGAAACUUCAAUCUUUUGAAUGGCAUGCUUAAAGUUGUAAUUGUAUUCUUGUUUCACCGAUUAAAUAUCGAGUGAAUAAGACUUGGGCAGCGUGAUGACAAUGGAUCGUCCGUGAUUGUUUACCCUAAUACUACCUACCUAUUAUUUAUUUCUGGUGUGAAGAAGAAAUGUAGAAUAUCGUUUUUAAUGCUUCUACCUAUAUACAAGGGAAGUCAAAUACAGCGAUGCUCCCAAAAUUAACCAGACUGAAGGGGCUGUCAGUCAUUUGAGGAGAUACAGGUUGGGUUGCAUCCUAAUCUUACAUAAAUUAACCUAGGGCACUAGGCCUAUACCCUAUGGGUAGGUCUCAUGACCUAACCUGGGUAGAACUAAGCAAGAGUUUCGCAUCAAGUAGGUACCUAGCUAGCUACUUUGGAAGUGGAUUUUUCAUAUAGUAUUUUGGUUGUUUAUUAAGAAUUUACCUCUAUUUUGGUAGAUCUAGGGUACCUAUCCGCGGCGGCCCAGACUAUGGCAGUUGCGGUUUUUCUUAGUAGUGUUACAUACCGAACAAGAAUUUUAGGUAAUAUUUAUUCGGACGACUGUAAUUAACCCCCUGGGUCCAGUACUAAACAGCGGAUACAACAUCCACUAGGGAUUGGGGCGUCCAAUGUAUAUAGCUGCGUUUAGUACUGGCCCCUGGGGGUUAAUUACAGUCGUACGAAUAAAUAUUACUUUAAAUUCUUGUUCAGUAAGUAAAAUAACAUAGGAAAACUUCAAUUGCCAUAGUUUAGGCCACCGCGGAUUGCUUCUGUAGAAAUACCUUGCACGCACCUGUGGUGAAAUUUUAUCCUCCAAUUGCUCAAAAUGGUCCACAGCACAUAAUUUUCUUUAAGGCAACAACGGUAGGAAUUUUAGGCACUGGAAUUAUAUUACAAACCAGAAAACAACUUGUUUACCUUAAAUCUCGCUGUUAGUUGCCAAACGCAGCGACGAGAACUAACCUAGCAUUCUUAUAUACUAACCCCUAUACACAUUUGGCCAAACAUGCAAAUUAACUUAUAUAAGAUACUUAGCUGGUUCGACAUGUUCAGGAAGAUAAGCACACUUAAUUAUAUAAUAUAACUAGUACAGAAUGGCAGUGCUCACCACUAUUGGGACCCACGAACGUCCCCUAAAUUGUCAUGUGCGCACAGUAACCCAAACAUUACCAACAAUAAGGCGGGAAAAAGAGUGGAGGGAAACUCUUGUCGCAUUUGCAAAAUAGCAGCGAAAAAAUAUCACUUACGAUUAAAAAUAAUUAGCAAUCAUUGAUUAGUAAAUCACAAAAUCUAAAGCAAAAUUAAUGAUAAAGAAAUUAACACCUUUCCUUUAAUGGAAAUGAAAAUUAAAUCUCCCAUUUUAUGACAGAACCAUUUCAUAACAACAACAAUAUGGCAGUCCAGUUCUCCCAACAUUUUCCCCCACACAAAACCCACACUUUCCCUAAGGGUCUCCAACCACGUGUAGAUAUGAGGUUAAUAAUAAUUGACUAACAAUAAACAACACCAAAUCCUUCAUCAGCAGCACUAAGUAACCUAUAGGAAAAAUCUUUCCAAGUUAGUAGUAAUCUAUAGGAAAAAUCUUUCCAAGUUAGUAGUCCUGCAGAGCUGUUGCUUAGAAAUCCCCUAACCUGACCCAAGGUGCCAUAAACUAGGCUAUAAGAAAUAUUUAUUUU
Molecule: messenger RNA, 7714 nt
Organism: Macrobrachium nipponense
Lineage: Eukaryota; Metazoa; Arthropoda; Malacostraca; Decapoda; Palaemonidae
Exons: 8
Coding region: 836-1771 (311 amino acids)
Biological process (GO): sensory perception of taste; chemosensory behavior; male courtship behavior
Cellular component (GO): dendrite; neuronal cell body; axon
Source: RefSeq, a predicted model, not a curated record